UAUGAUAGCGCAUGCGUAGUUCGGGAGUAACUGUACGUGGCAUUGUUGCUACAUUGCAGCACUACUGUUUACUGUAGAAUCACACCAGGGACUAAACAACUUUUAAUAUUGAAAGAUGCAUCUGACAUUCUAUUCCACCAUUGGGUUGAUAUUAUCAUUGAUCAAAGUUACUCAUAGCUACUUCAUUAGCAUAGAUGCACAUGCUGAAGAAUGUUUCUUUGAUAAAGUUACAUCCGGCACAAAAAUAAGUUUAAUGUUCGAGGUGGCAGAGGGAGGCUUCUUGGAUAUCGAUAUCAAAAUUUAUGGGCCUGAUGGAAAAAUAAUUCAUUCUGGUGACAGGGAGUCCAAUGGAAAGUAUACUUUUGCUGCACACAUGGAUGGAAAUUAUAAAUACUGCUUCAGCAAUGCCAUGUCCACAAUGACACCAAAAAUAGUGGUUUUCUCCAUUGAUAUUGGUGAAAAACCAAAGGAUGCAGCUGGAGAGGAAGGGGAUGCAAACCAAAAUAAACUAACUGAGAUGAUAAAUGAGCUUUCAACAGCCCUGACAGGAGUAAAACAUGAGCAAGAGUACAUGGAAGUUAGAGAAAGAAUACACAGAUCUAUUAAUGACAAUACAAAUUCAAGAGUUGUUUUGUGGUCAUUCUUCGAGGCUCUUGUGUUGGUUGCAAUGACAUUAGGACAAGUAUAUUAUCUCAAGAGAUUCUUUGAAGUUCGUCGAGUAGUUUAAUACAUUUUGUAUUCUUUCGGGUUCUUUUUUCUGCACUUUAACUAAACUUGAUAGCUAAUAACUUUUUUCACCUCAGUUAUUUUUAGUUCAAAAUUCUUGAAAAUUAGAUUAGGUAUUAAGGUGCAUGAAGUUAAAAACAUUUAAAUCUCCACACUUUAAAUCCAAAGAAAAAAUAAAAGAUAAAGAUUACCUUCUUUUAAAAUAUCAAUAUAUUUAAAAUAAAUCAUCAUAAAAAUUAAUAAAAGCUUUCACAGUUUUUAACUUUUUUGUUAUCUCUCCAUUUUACUUUCUAUUUUUGAUUGGUCCCAGUUUCUAGGACUUAAAUAUGGCUGUACCAGUUGUUCACAUUACUAGUAGAAAUUAGCAUUUCAUUUUUCCUUGAAUCAAACUUGAUUGGUUUUUGUCCAGGUUAUAACUAAUCAAUUGGAUAUAUGUAUUACUUGUUAUUAACACAACAUAUUAAGAACAAAACUAGUUACUACAUCAUCCAUCAUUUGGUUAUAUUUUAGGAGACUUCAGCAUUCUGUUGUUACCAAUCAUUUUUUUAAUAGACUAAAGGGUAAUAAAUGAGUAUAAAAUACAAGCAACAAAUUAGAAUCUUAAGUUGUAUGAUAUUUUAUUCACUUUAUUUAUUUGAUUGUUAUGCAUGUCAUUUCGCAACUAGUAGUCUCUGGAGCAGCAAGAUACUAUUAUAACUUUAAUAAGUACAUGCUUUUCUCUUCAUUGGUUUGACCAUAAGCAAUAGCUUGUUAAGAAAAGUAGGAAACUUUGAGAUAAGACAUUUGUUAGAAUUUUAUUUUUACUUUUCAUCACAAGUUUCUGUGUGGCUCCCUAAACAUAUGGCUAAAUUAUUUUUAACACUUUUAUGGAAAAGGUCAAAUGUGAAUUAGUAUAAUAGUAUAAUAUAUUAUACAUCGCCUUCAAGUGCUGUCAAGUGAAAUUACAACUUACUUCAGCAACAGCCUUUUAAUUUGUAAUUUAUUUCAUUGAAUAUUUGUUCUUACAUUGUCAUUUCAUGUGGUUUUAAAGCAAGUUUGGUGUACACAUCCAUAUUUUCAUCAUGGCAUAGAUUGGACUAAUGUAGGUAGUGUGUUAGCACUUGCUAGUGAUGACAGGUGAUCAAAGAAUAAAUAAUCUCUUAUACGUGGAUGUUGUCUAUUCAUUGUUUAGGAAUGUUGAAAUUUAUCCUUGUGUCAGUGUGUUUGACUGAGUGCAAUGGAUGGAUGGUUAUGAUUAUAUGUGGGUUCUGGUGGAUACUGUAGCUUGAGCUAUUGUUAACUUGUCCAUUUAUUAUUUCUAACUUGUUAUCAUUUUUAUCAUACUGAAAUAAAAUAUUUAAUUUUCAAUACUUUCAA
This is a messenger RNA of Physella acuta, 2082 nucleotides long. Its product is annotated as transmembrane emp24 domain-containing protein 2. The record is from RefSeq and is a predicted model, not a curated record. Lineage: Eukaryota; Metazoa; Mollusca; Gastropoda; Physidae.